Pomacea canaliculata is the source of this 19732-nucleotide messenger RNA. RefSeq lists its product as uncharacterized. Lineage: Eukaryota; Metazoa; Mollusca; Gastropoda; Architaenioglossa; Ampullariidae. The record is from RefSeq and is a predicted model, not a curated record. Gene Ontology annotation, biological process: synaptic vesicle endocytosis.
AAUUGAAAAAAAACUUGUAUACUCUGCGGUAAUAUCUUCAAAUGCCUGCUUCCAUUUUUUUUACCAUAACUGAUCAGUUAUUUGCUUCAGAUACGCAAUAAGACGACUGUGUACAGCAGUUGUUAAACUGAAACUAUCAACAAUAACAACUAAGGCUUUAACUGUUGAAACGUUGCACCGAUAUAUCUCUAUGAAGUUGAUCGUCUACAUAGUUUUGGAGAUGAAAAUGAGAAAUGAGACACACAUGUAUCUUGAUUACCGAGUAACGUUUACUCAUUCUUAUACCCGGUCAUCGAUUCGUGCAGCAUGCCAAAGAUCCAUGUAACGAUAUGACAAUACAUUUGCAUAAUACACUGUUAUGUGCUUAUUGAAGACAGAAGAGAGAUUAAAAUGAGGGAAACUAACCAGACCGUAUUGCAACGAUGGGAGGACGAACUUCCUCAGUCGAAGGUCUACUGGAUGUUGAUCGCCAUUGUAGCAGCUCAGGUGUGGACGAUAUACCUGACUUACUACAACUCCCGUAUUCUUGGAUUAAUUUUAACAGCCAUUCUCAACAAAUUCAUCAAAUAUGGUGACAUUAGACUUGGGUCCUUCUCCUUCUCUGUGCUGUCUGGUAAAUUGAUGUUUCGAGAUGUGCACCUUAUUACAGAAGACUUCUCCUUGCGUAUUCAUAUUGGCUACAUGAUUUUCCGAUGGUGGCGACCCUAUGUCUAUAAAGAUCUGACAGAAGACAUGUCACACUCAGAGACACGGCUGUCUGUGUUUGUAGAUGGGUUUGAGUUUCACAUUUACAAUCGUUCAAAAACAUAUGCUAUGUUGGAGAAACUGUUUGGUUUGAAGCCUAGUAUCAUCCUAGAACAAGAAGAAGCACAAGUAACACCAAAGACAAGGAUCAAGGUUCCACAAAAGGACAUUCAUUGGAGAGAUCUGAUACCAAUGAUCAAGAUGGAUGUCAAUGCAGGCCGUGUCGUGUUUGGCAACUAUCUUUUGCCCCAUAGCUUGCUUAUUAAAUUUGAGAAAGCUGACAUCAUGUACACCACAAAGCCGGCUUCCACAUUGUCAGACCUCUUCAUGCAUGUUGUGAAGUGCGAGGCUGAGAAUCUGCGUGUCAUGUUUGUGCCCAGUCCCAAGUAUAAUGGACCUCGUGAUGAGCCUCCUAGAACAAUGGGAGAAGGUUUUGAUGUACUUAAGUCAAACAAAGUUGAUAUCUAUUUCUACAUGGAUGAGCCAGGUCUUGUGCCACAUGAACCUGAGUGUCUCCAUAUGGCAGAUGGAGAAGUUUUAGUGAGGCGAACAUAUCCUUGUUCGGGUGUUGACAUCAAAUGUGACAAAAACACUGACCUGAGUUAUGGACCAUGGGCAGACCGACAGAGAGAGCACCUGUGGAAAUUCUUCUUCCCUGCCGACUAUCAGCUAUUGGUACCAACACCAGAAGCACAGCCUGGCGAGAAGCGCCAGUAUAAGACUCUUGAAAUCAAGCUGACCAUUAACACCAACUCUAAUGUUGACAUUCUUUUCACUAAAAACCUGGUUACCCAAGCAAUCCACAUGAAUGCUGGUAAAGGCUCAUAUAUUGAGGCCAUUACCUGGACAAUUGAAGAUAAAGGUUAUUCCACUAAGGUCAAAGGGCAACUGAUGUUGGUUGAUGCCUCAACCAGCAUGCCAUUUCGUUCACUCUUUGAGUGUGAGACUUUUGAGUUUGACAUCACAGCUAACUACCCUUGCGUAUGGAAUCAACAUCAGGAAUGGCGAGUAGACUUCACAGCAUGCAAAGCUGUUGUCUAUCUCAUCUUUGCUCACAAAAAUUUCUUCAGAGAUCUGGCUGAUGACUGGUCAGGCAAAACAGUACCUGACUUGUACAGCUUUGUCCCAUAUACCUGGACUAUCAAUUUGCUUGUCAAACAAUUUGAAGUUGUCACCCUCGCUAAUGAAUACAACUGGAUUGAUACUUCAUCCCAGUAUCAGGAAAAUGCUCACAUUGCAUUUUGUGGAGAAUUGUUUGAUCUUUGUGUGACUCUACCUUAUGUUGACUUCUUGCCACCUACAUUUCCAAUACAAGUUGUGAUCAAGGGAGAAAACGUGGAUUGUCGUCUGUACUUGGUUGAAAACAACACUAUUCGUCAUGUAAUCAUUGCCAUCUCAGAGAACAUGCGCAUUAUGGAUAGAGAAGGUAAUGAGAUGGACAAGCCCUUUGGAUACAGUCGAGACAAGCAAUGGAGGAAGUUGACUAAGAGAAGUGCUGGCUGGGUGGAUUGCUGGAACACAUCAAAUGUGUCGUUGACUAUCACCUACACAUACCACCCCAUUCCAGUCAUUAAACAUUUAGACAACCCAUUCCUGAUGUUUUCUGGGAUCACUCCAACAACUCCUGAGCAGGAAGAAGCAAUGUUGAUGCCUCUGCGGCCAGACCAUCCCCAUGCCCAUGUCAAAGUCACUCCAGAGAACUUUGAUGCCAGUGAAUGGCCACCAGAUCUCAUCAGCAUUGAAUUGGAGGUAGCGCCUUCUACUCUGUGUUUGUAUGGAUCACUGCUGAGGAAUUUUUUACAUGUCAAGGAAAACUAUUUUGGAGAAUAUCAAAGUUUGACAGACUUUGAAGACAGUACUUUCAGUCGUGAUGAUGUGGAGAACAACUUUGUUCAUGUCAACACCCCCAAUGACACCUCUGAAUGUGAGCCCUUUGACCAUCGCUUGUACCGUUCCUUUGCUGUGACAGUAUCUGUAACAAUACAUGACAUCCAGGCCCACCUUGUAAAGAACUGCAACAAAGAUGACCCCCCAUGUCCUUGUAUCCAUGUCGAGCGACUGUGCUUUGAGAUGGACAAGCAGUAUACCAAUACCAGACUUCAGCUUCUUCUGUCCCCUUGUGUUCUGGUGGCCAAAGACAUCUUACAAAGACAAGGCGAUCAGGAUCACCUGCACGAAGGACACCUGGCACUUUCAGGUUUGCAGGUGCGGGGACAUGCCAUGUUCUCUCAUGAGGGGUUACCACUAGAAGCGGAGGUGUUAGAGUAUGCAUGGUUGAUUGAAGCCAUCAUCGGCACUGUCACUGGAAAACUCACAUCCCCACAGUUCCAGAACAUUGCAGAAUUUAUUCAGACUUUUGUGAUGGCUGCUGAUAAUCCUGAAAACAAGCUGAUGCGAACAGUCCCUUACCAGAUGUGUCAGCACAUGCUGCCACAGCCUCAAUGUCGCAUGCUGCCUGAUGUUCCAUUUCCUUGCCCAUCUUCAGAGGACAUCAAGUAUCGCAUGAUAAGAGUUUCCCUUGACUCAGUCAAUGUUUUCUGUGUUGAGGCUGGAUCUGCAUUAAAUUUUAUAGUACGGCCAGUGCGCAUUGCAAGCUGUAAUUUGCAUGGUCCAACAACAUGUGCUGGUAUUACAGGACUGAUUGAGCAUGUUGCUCUGAAACAGUACAUUAGCUGUGCGGAGAGCCAUGUUGACAACAAGCACACAAACACAUGGCUGGAGGCUGGUGGAUUUGCUCUAGGCCCUAUCAGCCUUGAGGCAGCCAUUGCACUGCCUAACCCACAGCUCCAUGCAAUUCAGGAUGCAUUUCUUCGUCUUCAUGAUAUGCAGCUAAAGCGGUUAUGGUUUCUAUGGCCACCAGAAGAAACACAGGCAGCACAGAAUCCUGCUGUGAAUGGAAAGUGUGGAUGCCUUGGUGGGUGCCAGUUUUUUGGGAUGAACAAGAAUGGCUUGACUUUUUUUAAGCCACGUAAGCAGCGGGAGUCUUCUCAGGUAGCCAUUCCACAGGUCUGCACCAUGGGACAUGACCCUGGGUUUGGUCAAAGUUUGCUUCAUGAGGGGAAACUUGCAUUUGAUGUUAGCCAGAGUGAAGUUGGAGUGCGCCCUUCACCAAAGGAUUCUCCAACACAGUUCUCAUUCACACGUGGCUACAUGAGUGACUUAGCAAGUCCUGAAGGGGUUGAAGUAGCAACAGUACGAAUGGCCACAGCUAGCUCUGCUAGCAGCAUGGUGGAGAAGAUCUCUGGAGAAGUGACAUUUCCACAGACACCUUUAAAAGGCAUGGAAGAUGUAGCUCUGCUUCAGGAGCAUGGGUCCAUCAGCACAGCGACCUCUCGACCUUACUCUUCUCACAGUGAUACCCAGGCAUGCCUUGCAUCCUCUCCACUCAGUGCUAACAAGGGCUUAAAGGAUCCACAGUCUAGUCGUGAGGACCAGCGUGGUCAGUCCAACAUAGGAAGCAUUAGUUUGUAUGUGCAUCAAAUAUUAGACAGCUCCAACAUCCUCCCAUCACCUGUUGGCUUGCAGAGUGACCAUCGAGGGUCCAUUUCUAGUGGCAGAAGUCUUGAAGGUGUACACACACGAUUUUCAAGCAAGUCAUCUCUGGCAAGUCCUGUCUCCCUGCGCCAUGCUCUGGAUAUGGGAUCCAGCAGAGUGAACUCAAGUGUGUCUUUGGAGAGUGAACGGUACUAUUCAGCUGAAGAAGAUACCACCUUCAGCUCAGAAAUCGAGGGACCAACCUCAUUGUGUACCAACUCAACAUCAUCACAAGAGUUUUCUCAUCCAGUGAUGCUGACUGUUUUUGAUAAUGGUAUGCGUGAUGAUCAAGAUGGAAUACAGAAAAUCAGGGAUAAAGCACUUUCCAAGGAAGUGUUUUUGACUCUGCAAGAGAACAGAACCCUGCAGGACAGGGACAGGACGCUUCAAAACAGAGACCAAUUCCUUGAUGGAACUGAAGAAUCAUUAGAGAAAGCUCAGGACAGUUUCUUCAAAACACCUGUAGCUGAAGGUAAAGAUGAAGAUGAUGACUUCGCUACAUCUUCUACUACUUCUUCCACUCUUUCUUAUGCCUCAGCUCCCAGUGAAUUGGACCCUGAUCUGGAUGAAGUUCCUGAGGAUUUUACUCUUGUACAUCUGCACAAACACAUGAAUCAGCCCAUUACCCAGUCACCACUUCUUCUCAACUGUUAUGUCCGCCAUCUGUCCCACUUUCUGUGCCAGGACUGGACAUGUGCAGGGCCUGCCCAUUCUUUGUGCCCAUCAAGGAAAAGUCUGCGCUCUGUUCAUUCAGAGUAUUCAUUGUCUUCAGCCAGUCACUCUGUCUACAGUAACACUUCCUCCUGGAUGCCUCAUUUCCAGAAGGUGAAAGAAGGUUUCAGUGUGAGUAGUAUGAGGCAGAAAGAAGAGAUGAAGCUGCCAUCUCCACCACUCAAGAAACCAAGUUCAUCACUCUUCAGUUUCAAAACGGAGCAGGGGGAUAUGGAGGAAGAUGAUGCUGGUUCAGUAAUAACUUUGACAGACAAUACAUCAAAGACAACAGCUGUUGUUCAGGUGUCUGGACCUCUUGAUGUAUUGAUCACACCAUUGCUUCUGGAAUCAUUGCAGCGCUAUGUAGAAGCCGUCACACCCACAUUGUCUAAGCUUCAUCCUUCGGCAUUGAUUGAUGGGUUACACAGUCAGUGCUUGGAUCGUCUGAAGCAGCAGAACAAAUUAAAAAAACUAUCAGAAGAUGAUGAUGUAGCUGUACCCUUUAAUACAAGUCAACCACCUCCCCGCACCGGCAGGUGCGAUGGAGUCGGACAUGAGGGAGGUCUCGAUGUGGCAAAGACCUCUUCACUGCAGGCACUGUUUACAGUGCCUAGGAUUAACAUCUGUGUGCUGCAAGCUUCCAUAGUUGAAGAAGUGAUUCCUUUCUCCAGUCUGGAAAAUGUUAAUGACCUGACUGCUGUAUCAUUGCUAGCUAUGUGUGUGGACACCAUACGAUGCCAGCUGUUAGCAAACCACCACUCUUGCAAAAUGAUGUGUGCCACACCAGGUGGUAAAGAAGCUCUGGGACCAAAACUAAGCACCUCUUCUGCUACACCUUCAACCAAAGCUGGUCAAGAUCAGGGAGGAGAAAAGGACAAAGACCAGCGCAGAGAAGUCAGCCGUGAAGAGAAUGUCGGCACAUUGAAAAUUUCACGAGUUCACUUGCAGUUACGACGUCUGCUUAAGCACAGCAAUUUUUCUGAAAAUAUCUUGUUGACUGCCAUCCCAGAUUAUAUGUCAAGUGUCCUCUUCACAUUUUCUCAUGAUGGCAGUGCCACAAUUUCUUCCUCGUCCUCCAGCCAUCAGCAACCUUUGUCUCCUCGUAGGCGCCUGUCACGGCAGUCCAGUCGAGACUGGCGGGAUGACCCCAGUCUCACAUCAAUUGGUUUUAUCAUGUUGGAAUGUGGGCUGGAAGAUGUUUCAAUCACAGCUGUUCGUCGACUUGGUUAUAAGGCUUCAGAGGAUGUACACAUGGAAGAGAAGCUAGAUGGUAUUGAGAAACUGCUCACAGACUUGCAGGCAUCUACAAAGGAUGAAAUUGAAGAGCAGACAGAGAGCACCUCUAGCCCAACUGAUGAACCGGUACCCCUCAGCUCUCCUUCUGCUCAGCAGAGUACUAUGUCUGUGUCAUCGUCAUGGAAUUCAACAUCAUCCUGUCCUUCAGAACCAAUGGACAGGAAGCGUUUUCAGCAAGCAAUUGAACCUCUUAAGGGAGAUGCUUCAACAGGCAUUUUAAGACUAAACAUGGUGUGGUUCAACUUUGCAGCCCCUCCACCAAUAUCCAUCAAAAAGAAAGUUGAUUUUACUAGACUUGACUGGAACCUUCUCAGUACAGCUACACCUGCAAUCAAUGCUUGGAUGAAUCCAUCUGACCGUCUCAUGAUGUCAGUAAGGCAGCUGGUUCGAGCCCUAAGUAUGCGCACCUGUUCAGUUGUUGCAUGUAUGAUGACAGAAGCUCUUGAUGUGCAGGGAAUACAUAUACCUUACAAGAGCAAAUUCAGCAAGCUAUCGGCACUGUCAAAGACACUGCAAGAAGACCCCUCUUGCCAGCUGUUGACUGUGUUAAGAAAAUACCUUCAUAAAGUUGGAACAGACCCUGUUGAACAUGCGGUUGCCUCAGAGACAGUGCCACAGAUAAUCACACUACAGAAGGGUAUUUUGGCACUCAUGCGCCAGUGGAAAAAUGUCUUGUACAUGCCUAACUUGGAUGAGGUCAAUUUCAAAACAAAGAAACCUGUACGUCCAUACAAUGUGACAUUUUCUUUGCCAACAGCCUCAGAAAGUGUUGACAAUCUUUGUAUGGAUGAUGGAGAGGUCACAGUCGAGAAUUUUGAUGUUGUUGAUGAGAGAAUGUCUUUGCUGCAAGCAGAAGGCGGUUCAAUGCACAAGACACCUUCUAAUCCAAGCAUUGCUAGUAGGGGUAAACAGUCCUUAAGUACUGGAGGCAAGGGUGAAAAUUUGCCACCUGAUGAAGGAAGUGUGGGAUCAUCUGUGUCUAUCAAAAACAAGAGACUUGGCAACUUCUUUUCUAACAUAAGCAACAAAAACAGACCCAAAGGAAUAUUCAUGUCUUCAUUGGGAGGACUUGAUUCCCCAGAACAUCGGCUUUCACCUACUCCAAACCUUCCUUCUGGUGCAUUGUUGCGCAAUGACAGCAACCUCAGUUUUGUGAGUGCAGAAAGUGCAUCAAGUCUGGAGCAGCUGGUGUCACCAACACCACCCCACACACCUUUAAAGAUUGUAGGUGCGGGAGCAAAACCACAGUCUAUUUUGAAAAAUCGCCAGCAGCAGGAGGAUUUAUAUCAGUGGAUGGCAAAACAACAGGAAGAAUUCAAGAUGCCACUUGAGGAGGAUCUGAAGUAUAGUGUUGGCCGACAACACCACGACUCGUGGACUGGUCUGGGAAGUUCCUGGAGUCAGGAGGACUCGCACACAGACCUCAAUGAAGAGAACUGCACUAUGGCAACGUCCAUAAUGCAGUUGGCUGAUGCACAGAUUUUGUUUAAGCCAUUCCUCCAGAGUUUGGGCCUCCAUGUUGAAAGUGUGAGACCCUCAGCGAUGAUGAAGAACUUUGGUGGACAUCUCCUUUUGCAAGGGCACCUAGAUGUGCUGAAGGUCCAGAUAGCUGAAUCUCAGCCAUCUCCGUACCACAAAAGCAAGAGCAAGAACAAAGGCAAACGUCACCGGCCAGUCAUGAGUGGAGGCACACCAGCCUUUGUCUGUGAGGUCUUUGAAGUUGAUGUGUCAAUGAAAGAUGUUGUUGACUUUGGGGAAGCAGAAGAGAACCAAGGGAUGCCAGUGUUUCCACCAUUCGCCAUGCACAAGCUUGAGGCCAAACCUACUACACUGCAGAUCAACCUAAUGGUUGAUUGCAAGGCCAUUACACAGCAUGUCGACAUGGCCCUUUUGAGGCUUGUGCAUCAGGUACUAACAAUGGUAGACAAUAUUAAAGAGACUCAGGUGGAAUUAAAAGAGCGGCAUCCAUCACCUGACUGGGUUCAAACCCAUCGUAAGCAGGAGUCAAAGGAUUCUACCUCUAGUGCUGACACUCAGCAGUCUGACCUAUCACACACAGAGCAUCUGGCCUGUGACUUUUUGUGUACAUCUCAGAGUAAAUCGGGGACUGGUCAUGUGUCUAGUCACAAUACUGAGAAGGAUCCACGUCCAUCACAGCCAGCAAAGACAGCAUCUCCAAAGGCUCAUCUCUUGCAGUGUGUUCAUGGCACAAAGAGACCUGAAGCCCUAUCUGUGUCAACGUCUUUAAAACGAAGCUUACCACAGCUGCGUUUUGCCAAAGACGCAAAAAAACCACAGAGUGGAAAAUCUGAUUCAGCAUCCUCACAACAUGCAGCUGUCAUGACUCCACCUCAAUCUUUGAACCUCAGUGACUCUGUUACCAUUGACAUUGCUGACACAUCCUCACCUGCCAUGGCAGAAAAGACCAUCAUUGAUGAGAUCAAAGAAAGCACUCCACAGUGCUGGCGCCACCUUUACCACCUUCUUGACCUGUAUGCCACCAUGCCAGAACCAAAAACAGUGAUGCGAAAGUCUACCAUCCAGAAGCAACUGCCUGUCAUUGUGGAAGAGGAUGCAGAAAAAGAGAGUGUAUUUCGUCAUGACCUUGAAAAAAGUGUACCUGUGCAACAUGAAGAAAUAAAAAUUCGGCCAAGAUCCAUGAAAAAGAUUGAUAUUGCAGGUGCAGAAGAAUCAGGUCUUGGAGGCCAUCCACCUCUUGCAAGAACAUCUUUCAUCAGGACUCGAUUCAAGCAGAGUAUCUACAUUGGAGAGAGUGUGCCCAUAGUGGUUUUUGGGAUUGCGAAGAUCCAGAAGGUACAGAUGCUUGCUGAACUGAGUGGACUUAAGCUGGAGGCUGAGCUAAGGAAAGUUCAUGCUUCCGGCACAUACAAACAGAAAGUUAAAGGUGUACAGCACAGAAAAUCCUCAGACUCGUCCUUCACGGCCCAUGUAGGUCAUACAAUGAUCAUGCUGCUUGAGGGUGUGCCACCAGAAAUGCAGACGGUUGUCACAAUAAACAUCAACAAAUCACAAGCCAUGCUGACCACUCUUAUGCGCCGAGGCAAGGAACACAACUCUGCACUAGUAUCCAUAGGUGUGAUAGAUGUUAACAUACCUCAGCAUCCAGUGGUACUUCAUGGCAUGAUGACACGCAGCUCGCGGCGCCUGACAUCAACUCUCCAGGAGUUUCGCUGGCCACUUUCUCGAACUGGAAAAGGUCAAGAGAUGCCCAAUGAAACAAACAAUGCAGCUCCACAACAAGAGAAGGUGGUUGAGGCUGGCAGAAUGUCAGGAGGCCAGCCCAUAAAGAAGUCAGCAGAAAAGGCUACAGACACAGGACUGCACAUCCACUUCAAGGCUGUUCUUAAUGGACUCAUCAUUGGUGCUUCCAUUCUGCCCUCACUCAAAGCUCAGCACAAGACUGGGUCAAUCACAGUGACUGGGCUGACAGGAAAGAAAGCUCGUUUUAACUUGGUGCUGCCUAAACAUACACUCAGCUUCAAGUCAAAGGUCACCACUUCAGGUGAGACAACUAUACCCUCUUCUGCGAGCAUAGAACUACCUCCCAUCCAGGUGAUGGCAGACUACCGACAUGCCAAGUCAGAAGGGACAGGAGGUUCUAUUCAAAGUGCUAGGAUGGAGGAGGGCCUGCAGCUUCGAGAGGGAAGUUAUCUCAACGCUAUAGCUGAAGUUGGCAUGUUGGAGCACAGUCUCACCACAGACCUGCUGAACCACCUGGUGUUUGUGCAGAAAGUCUUCAUGAAGGAAGUCAAUGAAGUGGUACAAAAAGUUUCUGGGUCUGACCAACCUUUACGACUGUGGUCAGAUGAUGACAAACGUGACACAGGAACUCCUCGUGACACUCUGCUUUACUCCUUCUCCAUUCGAUUGAAAGGUAUUCAAAUUACAGCCACAACUCCAACAUCAAAUGCUGUAAGAUUUGAAACAGGCGAGAUUACUCUUGAUGUUUCCAACCGUGUCCAAAUGGCUAGCAAGGAGGCAACAUCAGAUAAUGGGUUGGAGGAAGCCCAGAAAAUGUUUGUUCAAGCUGUAGUUGAUCUGAACCUGGCUCUUGGACAGCUUGUGAAGAACCCUGUGUUUGAAGAGGCAGAGCCAGAGUUCUAUACUAUGGCAUUCUUCAAGACAACCAUUAGGGUUCGCAAUGCUCUUCAGGAUGAGAUGGUGCCACAAUUAUCUAGUGACCAGGAAGCAUUGCUUAUUCAUCUUUCACGCCCAAUCAUGCUUGCACAGCCAAUGGCAUUUGACAAAGCUGUGCUGGUCUGGUUGAACUACAAGAAUGCCUAUGAGUACUGGACAGAGCAGCGAAUGGCACUCAACACAGAGGUUUUAACAGCUACACGCCAGGUGAUGGACAAGCUGCCUCAGAUGGCUGUCUCAUCUGCCUCUCAGUCUUUCAGCACCCUCUUCCUGCAGCUGACAGUUGAUGACAUGGGCAUAUGUGUACCGAUGAACUCUUCUCCUUUCCAGAGUCAGGCCCCAGCAAGUAGUCGUCUGGUUGAGAGUGAGCCAGGGGCGGCUUUAGUGCUGACUGUUGAAAGUACAGAGAUUUCUGCAUGCUCUUUUGGGUCACUUGUCAGCAAGGGAAAGUUCAAAGGUUUUUGCUUACGUUUUGCUGGAGACUUUGAAACAUCAUGGGACGAUUGGAAACCCAGCAAAACAGAUCCUAUAAUGAACAUCUGUACAGUUCCAGCAGGAACCUAUGAAGUGUGCUCACGCACCAUUAACAAGCAGGCCUCAGACCCGCUUGGAAAUGCUAAGUGGAUUUUGAAUGUGUCGUGGGAGAUGCAAGGCAUUGAUGUCCACCUUGACCCAAACAUCGGUAAGCAGCUAUCUGCACUUGGUCACACACUAACAGCCAUUGCUGGGGAGUCAGAAGAGUACCAGGAGCACACCUUUGAUGAGACUGAUGCUGGGGAUAACAAUGAGUUUGACUGCGAAGCAACUGACACAGAGUUUGGCUCAAGAAGGACAAGUCUUGUGGAAGACAUCCUUCCUGAAGAAUAUUUUAGCCAUGACAUUGACCCAAAAGAAAGAGCACGACACAUUGAACGUCAGAUGAAUGAACAGGCCAAGAUUGUUCAAGAUCUAAAACAACUAGGUGCAAGUGAGUCUACAAUUGAGGCAGAGAAGCGUCGUUUAGAAGAACUACAGAACAUGCUGUUCCAUGACUUCCGCAGGGAUGUUCUCAAUCGGCUUAAACGACAAAGCAACAGGGCAUCAGUUAUACGGGAUAAGCUUGGUCUCAGUUCCAGACCAGCACACAUGAGAUCAAAGUCAUAUGGAGGGAGACGCAGAGAAGGGUCUUUCAUUGCGCAACAUCAUCAGAUUAAUUCCCACACAUUAGGUCGACCAUGCUCCUUACGACAAGAUGUUGAUCCCCAUCCCUCAUCUGCACGUGUCCAGUUUGGUGGAACUGAACAUACCACAUAUACACCGCCCAGCACCCCAGAGGGGUUGUCAGCCAGUUUUGAUGAAGGUGAUUUGGCUCAGCCUGAAAGACAUUACCAUUGCUUGAAAAAGACAUGGUCAUUACAGGACAUCAUAUCAUCAGAUUCAGAAUCUGUUUCAUCUUCAGAGGAUGAAGAUGGGAAUUCUUUGUCUUACACAACUGGUUACAGGCAACAGGACCAGAGAAGUGAUAUUCCUCAUGCCACAGCAGCAGGCAAAGGUAGCAUGGAGCCAAACAUUGAUUUUGAGCUAGAUGUCCGCAUUUUCAUUGACAGCGGCAAGUGCAUCCUUCAUCCGAAAGAUAUCAAGGAAGAUGAUUUUAAGAAGCCAACAAAAAGGGAUCGACAUAUGUCAGGGGAUGAUCUGUCAACACCAACAUCCAAACAGAAGCUAAAGCGAAUGGAGUCUGCACCCCCAAACAUCAUGAACAAGAAACAAGCAACGCAAGUGGAGACAACUGUCUUCUUCCUCCCCAGUGUGGAUGUUAAGGUACAUUACAAUUCCAAGACAAGUUUCUUCGAGAUGAACAGCUCUUUGGGCAGCACAGCUGACUUUGGAUCCCGCUCAGCUCCAGUCUCUGCCUCCUUUUCACAAAUGGACGAUGUUUUCAAUCCACGCUUGACUCAUUUUGCCCCAGCAGAUCAGGCUAGGACAGGUCGUCACAGUUUCUUGGGACUAAAUGACUCUCUGAAAUCACUUUCUGGAGAGUCAGCCAUGGAUGGAAGUGAGGCAACUUCACUGACAGGAGGUACUGGAAAGAAAGCAGUAAAAAAGGCAAACCUUUAUGCUUGGCUGUCACUGCAGAGUUUGCCCGAGGAGAUGAUUAUCAGCCCUUGCCUGCUUGAUUUCUUGGAACAGGCUCUUGAACCACUUCCCAUCUCUCAGCCCACCCAGAACAAGAAAGAUAAGGGGAGUGUGAUUCACCUUAACAUGGAUCUAGAUGCAUCUCAAGUUUCUUUGGGACUUCCAAUGGGUGCUGCAUUCUUUCCUGUUGAUGUUGUUGUUAACAUCAAGGUUGAGCCUUCAAAGAUUCGUUUUAACUGCCAGCCAAUUUCACGUGUUGAGUGCCUUGUGCAAGUGCCAUCUCUUGAGCUGGUCUUUUCUACAAAAAAAACAGAUGUAGAAGGUCUCUUGGGUGAGGGCACACCACCUACGAAACCCAAAUUGGGGAAAAGGCUCUCUUCGGGAAACCGUGACCGUCAUGCCAGUGGAGGGGCACGUCCACGUGUGGGGAGUACAUUGUCAGACAAUUCCUCUGCAGCAGCUGCAAACUCUGGAGGGCUGAGUGUAACAGGCUGUUUGUCUGACUUUUCUCUUUAUGUAUUUCAUCCUUACGGAGGGGGCCAACGACGCUUUUUUCACAGUUCUCCAUAUAGUGGAAACCAGAGAGGCUAUCUUGGCAGCAUACUUGAGCAUGGCUCUAGCUUCACAGAAGUUACAGGCAAGGAUUCCCUUAGCCUGAAUGUUGAAUUUAUCCGAGUGAACAUAUCCCGCACACGCAAAAUGGAGGUUCAUGCAGGAGGAGAGACUAACAAUGGCAGCAGCAAACUGGACCCUCAGAUCAAAUCAACUGUUGUACGAUUCUCAGCCAUUUGUGACAUAGGGAAGGCUUCUUUCAAAUAUGACAUGCGCAGACUUUCUGAGAUACUUUCUCUGCCCAAAGCAUGGUACCGACGCAACUUGGCACGUCGACUUUUUCUUGGAGAUGAUAGCAUGGCUCAAGUUGGUGGCGAGGAUCUUGAAAAAUCCAGUUCAUCUUCAUCACCUGAAGCCAGUGAGCAGCGUCCACUGUACAUGUCUCAGAAUUCCAUGUCCUCCCCUUCUAUUCACAAGCUUUUGACCCCACAAAAACGUACCCAUCACCGGCGAUCAUCUUCAGGGGAUAAGCUAAAAGUUCAGCUGAGUCCUGAAUUUAAAAAAGAAAUAGCAAGCAGACGAGGUCGCAGCAUGACACAGCAGUCUCCAACUGAGCUGUCUUCAAGGGAUACCAGUCAAGCAGCCUCAAAAGGCAGCACAGGAAUAUCAAAAAGUCGUGGCAAGCACAUGUCACCAGACUUACAGCAAAGCCGACACUCCAUGCAACCCAGCAUUAAUGUCAUGAGUUCCUGGGAGACCUUGGUUUUGUUUGCAGUGAACUUAUCUCGCCUGGAUGUUGAGGUCAACAUGAGCAAUGUCAUGGGACAUACUAUUUGGAAGACCAGGGAGGUGAAGAGUACUGGCCGGUUGUCCAUUGAUAGCAAUGGUCACAAGAAUCUUAAAAUCAGUGCUGGUCUUGGUGGCUCUUCAUUUGACUCUAGAGGGGGAGUUGUGGGUGGAGCCAUUGACCUACAAGACCUCAGCACUUUUUUUCAAGUGAGUGAGGAUCCAGAUCUAGGCAAGGAUCCAGACCACAGAGCAGGUCUGACACUUUACGCAUUAGAGGGCCGAGUGGACUACAUGGGUUCCAGUGUUCUCAUGACUCGCCUGAGUUCUCUGGAUGUCUUCCUGCAUGAUGAGUGGCAUGUGGAAAAAGAUUUUGUUCAGGACACGCCUGUUGCCACCAACAGGGCAGCCAGCCUGUUUGUCAAUGGGUCCCUGACCUGGGAUAGAUUUAAUGUGAUGAUUUCCCGCUCUACCACCCCAGACCUGAUAAAACUUUUUGGCAAGCUUGAAGAAUUCUUCAGUCAACACCUUACAAGCAGUCGACGAGCUUUCUCAGCCUUUGGACCCAUCUCGUCUGCUCGUCGAGCUGAGAGAAAAGUAUCUGAGGAUGCUGUACUGGCAGAACUUCGGCAUCAUCGCCACUGGCAAAGUGCAUUGGAACACCUAACCGGUUGUCAGUUCUCCAUGUUGCCACAUGUAUUGCCUAGUCAAGGCAUGAUUCUGGGAGGCACCAUUACACUUAAGGGUCACUAUCUGACUUUAGCCUCCUUCCAUGGAAUCAACUUCCGCUCUAAGUACUGGGCUCUCUUCAACAUUCAGCAUCCCUACAUUCUCUUCUCUACUGAGGCACAAACCAUGCAGGAAGAGGGUAUCCAUAUCGUCCAGGACUUGCAGUUUAUGAUUGGACAGCAGCAGGCAGCAGCUGUAGCUGCAGUGUCAGAUGGUCAGCCCAUGGCCACCAUCAGCAAAGUAUCUCGUGGGCACUAUGCUCCUCAGCAAUUCACUAGUGUUCGCGAGUGGUUCCACUAUGCUUUUUCCUCCAUUGAAAAUAAAGACAUUGAGGCUUUCCCAGAGAUCCACAAGGAGCGCUUGGACAGUCCCAGUGAGACACGGAAAAGUCGCAAGCCACAGGUUUACAACCAUGAGACAGAAAUCAUCUUUGCUCUUCCUGCAUUGUAUAUGAAUCUCAAGUCCAUGCAUUUUCAAAGCAAGCAUGAGCCUCAACAAGAUGAUCCCAAGCCAAUGGUAGAGUGCAGCUUCAUUUCUGAGUUCUAUGAUCACAUAAAAGUUGCCAUGGAUGCCGAGGUCAUUCUGUUCCUGCAUGAUCUUGUCUCAUCCUACAUUAAAGAGAAGGAUAAAGCUGGAUCAAGAACUUCAAGUCAGAAUCGCAUUGAGAAGUCACCAGAGAGUGAACGUCGACGUUUGACAGAUCCCACUUCUGCUUUGAAACAGGACUGGCGUGAGUUCCACUGUAAAACUUGGCAGAUGGAGCCUACUGUUAGGCUGCUACACUGGGCCAGUCGCCAGAUUGACCCUGUAGGUGCUGAUUAUGUACUGCAAAAGCUAGGUUUCUCUCAUGCGCGUGUCACUAUUCCGAAGUGGACUCAGCGAGGCUUCAUGGAUCCUUUGGACAAAAUUCUCUCAGUACUUGUUGACAGGCUGAUAGUGACUCUCCGUGAUCAGCAGAAGGAAGAAGAGACGGAUAAUUAGCAAGAGCAGCACAAGACCACCAGAGUGAAUGGGUGGAUUAGGGACCAGAGAUAAAACUAGAUAAAUUGUGCAGACACGAACAGGAAUAAAAGUUUGAAAGCAAGCAUUUAAUGAAUCAACAAUGCAGACAAAAACUGCAAAAACUCAACAAACGUUAAAAAAGAGAACAGCAAAAAUGUGUACAUGCAGCUGAUUGGUGUUGCUGAUAAGGCUUUGCUGCUGCUGCUCAUCUUGUUGUGAUUAGAAUGUUGCAUAAAACAGCAAAGAGAAUACUGUGGAAGAUUUUUCAAAGAACAUAACUUAGUAUUCAGUCAGAAGCUGUUCAUUUUUAGCAGCUUUUUUGUGCAUUCCAUCCUCUUGGUUACCAUUGUAUCAUUGUUUUGGUUUUGGAGUGAUGAUGAGAAACGUUUUCCAGUUUGUUUAGCAGCAUGUGGUACGUGCAGUAAAUACUAACUGGGUUUUACACUCAGUUCAACGGACAAAAUAGGAGACAGGGUUUAAUCACAUAUUGUAUACUUUGCAUAUUAUCCUGUGUGUCAUUGUGCACUUUGCUUCAAACUUAAACUGGAAAGAUGCAGCAGUAUCUCAUUGUUUUUUCCUACCAAUAUAUUUUAUAUGUGUGAGACACAUUUAAAAAAAGAUUUUAUGGCUUUACUUUUUUUGGUUUGGAAUGAAAAAAACUUUUACGUUGACAGGUUAGAUGGACAAACAGAAUCAUUUUCUGGUGUAGUUUUUUGAGUCAUUUAUUCUAUGGACACUGAUGAUGUAUGCUAUUUUAAAUAACAUUAGCUGAUGAAUGAAAUUUGAAGACAUUGUGGAAUUUUUUUAUAGGGUUAUAAAUAGAUGCUGAAAGUUUUUUUUUUGGUAUGUUUUCUUACCCUGAGGUACUGGCAGUACUCUGAAAGUGCUAGAGGUACAUGUCUCAUUGAGAGAUUCUAGCCUACUUAACAGCAUUUCUUACUGUAUUCUAAGGGUGCACAUGUGUAAAAUGUCUAGCUGGGUUUUUAGACUUAUUCUGAUACUCAUUGUGCUUGUAAUAUUCACAAGCACCCAUUUACAUGUACACACACACUUUGACCUUCUGUUAUUUAUAUAUUUGUGGUUUAAUUUAUCAUAUUUUUGUUUAGGGAUAAUGUGAUAUCCUUUUGAUGCUGCCAUCAGCUUCAGCACAAAAUACCUUGCUGCUUCUGUUGCUAUUUUUAUUUUAAAGAGUGCUAAUUCCUCUUUUGGUGAUAAAUGGUGUUUACAUGUACAUGUAAUUAUUUUGUAUGCAGAAUAAUCUCUGACGGUUGUUCUUGUUUGCCUGUUUAAAUUUUCGUAUUUUGUUACACAGAGCCUUAGAUGUACCUAUUUCUGUCAACAGGAAAACACUAUAUUGCCUUCCAUUUUUUCCUGUUUGAAAUGCAUAUAGCAGGCCUCUUUGUUUUGUGGGAGUGGUUUUGCUUGCUAUUUUUUUUCCCUAGGCUACUUUAUCAUGACUUAUCUGCUUUAGUAGGCUCUAUUUCUACACAAAAUUUUCUUUUGUGUUGUUUUAUUCCAUUUUGUUUGUAGCACAGUCAAACUUCUAUAAGUCAAAGCUUCAAGGGACCUAUCAAAAAAUUCGAGUUACGAAAGGUUUGAAUUAAGGAAGCUCGUUGAAAAAAGAACUUUUUUUUCACUGCAGAUGUUUAAUUUUAACCAAAUAUUUCUUUCUCGUCAUUCUUUUAAAGACACUCUGGUACCCUGCAGAGACAUAUUUGCACAUAUAGCACACAUGUUUCCUAAGUAGAAAGGAGAAUAUGUGAGCGCAGGGUCGAUGGAGAAGGAGUACAUGAUUUUACAGUCUAUGACGUAUUUUCAGAUGGUUUCAACAUGCUGACCGGCUUGAGCUAAGGAAGUUGAAUAUGCAUUGCUUUAAUAGGAAACCAACCAAUUGAUGUUUAAAAUUUGAGUUUGGGAGACUUUGGCUUCCGGACGGUCGACACAGAAGUUUGAUUGCAUGUACAAUUAUUUCCUGCAAUUAGUACUUUAAAAAGUUGGAAUCAUGCUGUGUUUUAAUUGUAUCCUAUUAUAUAAAGAACAUAAUACUACAGCACUAGUAUACCAAUAUACGGACUGAAAUAUUUACAUUUUAUUAAAAAAAUUAUUGCUAUUAGCCCAUAUUGGUGUUUGGAGAGUACCUUGUUUUGUUUGUCAAAACUUGUAAAUCUGUUAAUUUGUAAAAGUGUUAUUUAACAUGGGUUAAUUUUCAAAUAACAUUAAUGUAAUUUAUUUUACUAAUCAUGGAGAGCAUUUCUGCACAUCUCAUUUGCAUAAUAAGCAUAUUGCAUGUUUGCCUACAUGGACAUUAUAUGCAGGUGAGCAUGCAUGUAUGUGAGGAUCACCUAGAGCAGGUUUCAGCCGAUCGACAUCAGUGGUCUGGUUGAGGCCUUAUGUGCAACCAGAUGCACGAAGAGGAUUAUAUAGAUAGAUGCAUGUAUGUGCAUGUGUGUGUAAAUAUGUGAAAAAAAAAAUUCUUUGACCCAUUUAUGCCUGAGGUUGAAAUAUUUGAAUUUGUACAUAAAUUCAUGUAUGUGACCUAUGGAUAUUCAAGGAAUAUUGAAUUUGAAGAGCAAAAAUUAUUUUAUUCCAACAAUACAAUGUGAGACAUAAAUAGGUUAAAUAGCAAGCAUUUAAUGUUUCAUUUGAUUCACAAUGCUCUGGAUAAAGUAAUACUGGUGAUAUUAUAGUGUAAUAGUGAGUAUCCCUUAGAUACACAUCUGCUGCACAAUCCAAGGAUGUUUUGGAAUAUAUUGCUUGCAUAUUCAGUUUAAUAUGCUGUAGACUUCUGCUGCUGCCCCUUCAGCACUGCCAUCACUAUUGACUUAAGUUUCUAGAACUGUUGUCAUUAUUUUCUUGACUUUUGUCUCUGGCUUCCACUUACUCAUACUAGAUUGCUCAACAUUUUGUAUAGCUGAAGGUUUUACUAUGACCUUGUCAAAGAUCAAGCUAUCAAAGAAAGGUGUUGUUAGACUAUUUAUUUUAAAAUCACAGAUAGUAUGUUCAAGCGCAAGUGACUGCAUAUCUUUAGAAAUAGAUAGCAAUGGAUUCUGUUGUUGUGCACAAGGAUAUGUAAAUACUUAAUUUAAACAUAUUAUUUGGGGAUCUUUUUGUAAAGAGGUUCUGAAUAGAUGCAUGGCUGCAUGCAUGCCCUGCUUUGAGAGCACUCGCUAAAAUCUGUAAUGGUUAUUGAAAGGGUUUCUUGCAUUAAGACUACUCAUUUGUUUUACAAGAGAACAUGUGUAUGUUGUAUUUAUCUAUGUCACUUUGAUUUGCAACAAACCACAUAAUGUGCUUAUACCAGUGGUUCUUAACCAACACUAGGGGUUCGAUGAGUCGGUCUCAGGGGUUCGGCGGAGCCUCCGCCAUGGAGGUCAAGACACACCCGCAAUUCGUGAUAACACUAAAGAAGGGUUCGGUGAAUGUGCAUAUGAAACUUGUGGGUUCGGUACCUCAAACAAGGUUAAGAACCACUGGUUUAUACUUAGGAAAAUAGUUUCCAUUUCCAGCAAAUUCGCUUGACUUAUAUGCACACUUAGUCUAAGGACGUGAAAAAGAGAGAGAUUGCUUAAAGACCGAACUUACUGCAAAUUGUUAUUCGAAUGAUUGGCCUCAUUUAAUUAAUUUUGAUUAUUCAAUUCCUAAAAUCUUUGAGCAGAUAAGGCCCUUCUUUCAUGAGAUACAUAUCUCUAGAUAUUGUUAUGCACAGAAUGAGAUCAAAUUUAUUGGAGCAUGUAUAUGUUUUUGUUUCCAUGUCCAUGUUCCACUAUGAUGGGAUCAUUUGGACCUAUUUCUGUGCAUAAGUGAAAAUUUUUGAAGGUUAGCAUAUCUUGCUUUUACAUUUUUUCAUUUACUCUUCAUGUGUUACCACAAGAUUGCUGGUCCUUUUUAGAAAUUGUGAGCUGUCCAUUGAUCUGAACUAAAUACACCUAUUUUAGACGAAAUCCUAAAAAAGCCUAUUAAAAAUAGGACAAUAAGUUAAAAUUACACUUUAGAAGUGAAAGGUGCAGAAAGUAUUGCUAUGCCAUCUUUCCUUGAGCAGCAUAUGCCCCAUUAUUAACAUUGUGGUCAUAAAAGGCAUUACAGCAUAUUGUCAAUGCAUUAACAA